Funneliformis geosporum is the source of this 993-nucleotide messenger RNA. Lineage: Eukaryota; Fungi; Glomeromycota; Glomeromycetes; Glomerales; Glomeraceae. The record is from the annotation of a GenBank genome assembly.
AUGACAAAUAUUAUAGAAACAGCACCAAAAAUUGAUUUAUCGAAAUCUCGAUAUGAUCAAUCUACAUAUUUGGGUCGAGUAAAGCAUUUUUUUAAUGUUACCGAUCCGAGGACAUUGUUUGUGUCGAGAAAAGGCCUUGAAGAAGCAAAAUCAUUAAUUAAUGAUUAUAAUUCCGGUAAAAUACAAAACGUGGAACCGGAAAAAUUAUGGAAUGCAAAGAAAAUUGUCGAAUCAACAAUUCAUUCGGAUACAGGAGAACCCGUUUUUCUUCCGUUCAGAAUGUCUUCAUUUGUCCCAACCAAUCUUGUUGUUGUAGCUGGCAUGCUAAUGCCUAAUCCAAGUAUAGGUAACAUUAUAUUUUGGCAAUGGGCAAAUCAAAGUAUCAACGUAGCUAUAAAUUAUUCUAAUGCUAACAAGACCAUUGAAAUGAGUUUAAAAGAAACUGCAAUCGCUUAUAUUUCGGCUGUGACAACUUCAUGUGGAUUAGCGGUUGGACUUACACAUGCCGUUCCGCGACUUACAUUCUUAAGGCCAUCUGUACGUGGAGUAUUGGCAAGAUUAGUUCCUUUUGUAGCUGUUGCCAGUGCUGGUACUGUCAAUGUUUAUUUGAUGAGAAUGAAAGAAAUUAGAGACGGAAUUGACGUCUAUGAUAAUGAGGGAAUGAAUUUAGGCAAAUCAAAGAAAGCUGGUGCAUCAGCUGUUGGACAGGUUGCUAUCUCGCGAGUUUUAACACUUGCUCCCGUGUUAACUGUUCCACCUCUCGUUCUAUCUCAACUUGAAAAAACUAAUUUAUUAAAAAAGAAUCCAAGACUUUCACUUCCAUUUAAUUUUGGAAUUAUAGCGGUAACAUUAUUGACUGCGUUGCCAUUGGCUAUCGCUGCUUUUCCACAAAAUGCUGUGAUAGAUCCAAUGAAAUUAGAACAGCAAUUUUGGAACUUAAAGGAUAAAAAUGGUGAUAUAAUAAGACAGAUAUUUUAUAAUAAAGGAUUAUAA